Blastocystis hominis is the source of this 1290-nucleotide messenger RNA. RefSeq lists its product as hypothetical. The transcript is spliced from 2 exons. Gene Ontology annotation, biological process: vacuolar protein processing. The record is from RefSeq and is a predicted model, not a curated record. Gene Ontology annotation, molecular function: cysteine-type endopeptidase activity. NCBI's taxonomy places the organism in Eukaryota, Bigyra, Opalinata, Blastocystidae. Bases 1 to 1290 code for a protein of 429 amino acids.
AUGAAACAGGUUGCUGUAAUUGCAUUUGCAUUAAUAGUAACGCUCGCUGUUGCCGAAAAAUACGCCAUGGUGUUCGGUACUGCAAAUGGCUGGGAUAACUAUUCAAUCUCCAGCGAUCCAUGUCGUGUGUAUACAGAUCUUAUUCGCGCUGGAAUAAAGCCUGAAAACAUUAUUAUGAUGGUAUAUUACACGGUCUUGACCUCUUCCUUCAAUCCAUAUCCUGGAAAGAUUUUCACUGAUCCCUCAGACAAUUUGGAUGGAGAUUGGGCUCGCUAUGGCUGCUUCGACCAUGUUGAUUACACAAACCAGCAUAUCAACAAAAAAGUGUUCUUGGGUAUACUUACAGGAGACAUUGAAACUGUGAUGAACGAAACGAAAAUGGAAAACCCAAAGGUAUUAAACGCUGGCCCAGAGGAUACAGUGUUUACCUACUUCAUCGAUCAUGGGAGUGAUGAGAAGAUUGUUGUUGGUCUCGAUCGUGUGACUGCCAAAUCCUUCUUGGAAGCUCUUGAAACAGCCUAUGAGAAGAAAAUAUACGGAAAGUGGGUGUGGUUCAUGGAGGCUUGCCAUUCAGGCUCGAUGUGGAAAAACUUGUCCCCAAAAAUGAAUAUCUAUGUCAUGACUUCUUCUGACUCUGACCACGACGCAAAAAUGACUCACUGCCCUCCUGAUGAUGUUGUGGCGAAAAAAAGUCUGGGUACCUGUUUGGGUGGUUUGUGGGAUAAUCUCUUUUUGGACUAUCUCGAGCAGAAUCCGGAAUGCACAUUCGGCGCAAUUGCUGAUGCUGUAAAAACGUCAGUAUCAAAGACAUCGGAUCAAAAUGUGUCAGAGUUCGGCGAUUUCUCUUUCCGCGAUUACAAGGUAGCUGAGUUCUUCGGCUUGUUGCCUUCCAAUCAUUUGCGAUCUGUGACGAAUGGAAACAAAUAUUCUGUGAAUGUGGCUGUACCGGAUGUUCCAGCUCAUUUAGCGAAAUGGGCUGCUAUUCGUGCACAAAGUCACGAUACCAAAGCCUUGGAAGAAUACCAGAGAGAAGUGGUAGCGCAAGCAAAGCAGGAAGUGGAAGUGAUGCGACUAGGGCGUUUAUUGAUGAAUGAAAAAGCGGUUCAUAGUGCUCUGGAUACUCGUGUAGAGGCAUUCGAUGUUGAUUGUGUUAAGGAGCUCUCACUGAAAUUGGUCGAGAGAUGUGGACAGAGAAUGCCACUCCAGGCGAAACAGAACAAUGUACUACGUAACAUCUGCUUACCUGGAGUUAACCUUCCAGUAAUUGACUGGGAAGAUAUUUGUAUGUAA